Molecule: messenger RNA, 3025 nt
Organism: Xyrauchen texanus (razorback sucker)
Lineage: Eukaryota; Metazoa; Chordata; Actinopteri; Cypriniformes; Catostomidae
Product: transmembrane protein 180-like
Exons: 9
Coding region: 207-1721 (504 amino acids)
Source: RefSeq, a predicted model, not a curated record
AGGGCUUCCUCUUCCAACACAUGACAUGUCUCGGUACAACAGUGAAACCUAGAAACAUUUACAGCGUCUGUCUUUAUCAUCAGGUGUCUGUAGACUGGCCAUCAGCUCUUCAUGGGGUGGAUAAAACGAUGACCCCCACCCUGCUUGGCCUGGAGGAGGUAAAGCGCACUGCGUGGGCAGAAAGAAAGCGAGAGAAGUAGCAAAGGAUGGGAAGGAGGAUAUGGGGCCGCUGCCAGGGCGUUUCUACAGCCGUACUCUACGGCUCCCUGUCUCUCUUCAUCUCCAUUCUCCACAAUGUCUUCUUACUCUAUUAUGUGGAGACCUUUGUGUCUGUUUACAAGAUCGACAAGUUGUCGUUCUGGGUGGGAGAGACUGUUUUUCUGAUAUGGAACAGCCUGAAUGACCCUCUGUUUGGCUGGUUGAGUGACCGCUCAUUCCUGAGCUCUCCUCGGUCUGGGUCUCAGAUCACGUCCCCUGAGGUGGUUGUGAAACGGCUGCAGGCACUCUCGAAGAGCGGGCCUCUCUUUGCCAUCUCUUUCCUGGCCUUCUGGGUGGCCUGGACCUGGCCUGGGCUGCAGUUUCUCCUCUGCCUGUGCCUUUACGAUGGCUUCCUCACGGUGGUGGACCUCAACCACAAUGCCCUUCUGGCCGACCUGGCCGUGUCAGCACACGAUCGCACACGCCUCAAUUUCCACAGUUCCCUGUUCAGUGCGCUGGGUGCACUGUCUGUUUUCCUCUCCUACUCCUUCUGGAACAAGGAAGACUUUUACUACUUCAGGCUCUUCUGUGUGACUCUAGCAGCUUUUUCAAUGCUGGGAUUUGCCGUGGUUUCACGCCUUCUGCGCCACCGGUUUCAGAAUGAAGUUCAACCACACAAGAAUGAGGACCAAGCACUGACCGAACUGAGUGUUGAUCAGGCUCCUUUUACGUCACCUGAAAAGCCUGUGACUCUUGGGGAAUAUCUUAAGCAGCUGUCACGCCACAAGAACUUUAUGUGGUUUGUCUCAAUGAACCUUAUACAGGUAUUCCACUGCCAUUUUAACAGCAAUUUCUUUCCCCUGUUUUUGGAGCACCUCCUGUCAGACCGUAUCUCUGCCUCAACCGGUUCCUUCCUGCUGGGCUUCUCUUACAUCGCCCCUCAUCUGAACAAUCUCUACUUCCUGACACUGUGCCAAAGACUGGGUGUCUACCAGGUUAUACGCUGGCUCUUCCUCCUGAAGCUUGGCCUUAGCAUAGCCUUGCUACUAGCCGGGGCUGACCAGGUGUACUUGCUCUGCAUCUUUAUUGCUAGUAAUCGCGUGUUCACCGAGGGCACUUGUAAACUUUUGAACCUGGUAAUAACUGACCUGGUGGAUGAGGACUUUGUGUUAAACCGACGACAACAAGCAGCUUCUGCUCUGCUCUUUGGCAUGGUUGCCUUGGUAACCAAGCCUGGUCAGACUUUUGCCCCUCUCAUUGGAACCUGGCUGCUUUGUGUCUACACAGGAUAUGACAUCUUCGACAAGAACUCAGUGGCCACUGAACCAAUAUCAGCCCCUGCGGUCCCCAUGCCACUGCGUCAGGGUUGCUUUUACCUGCUGGUGUUUGUGCCAAUCACCUGCGCCCUUCUGCAGCUGAUGGCUUGGUCUCGCUUCAGUCUGCAUGGGCGCAGACUACAAUUCAUCAAGGCCCUGAGGCAGGGUGCCCAAGAUGGCCACCCCAUUGAUGUCAAGGCUAUCUAAUACUCUUUAUGUGGGCAGGGAAAGAGGGAGGAGGAAUGAGGCCUGGAAAUUCCUCAAAACCAGGCAUUCUGCCAACAGACUGAACCACAAUAGAGAAUGGUGACACCACAUACUGCAAGACACACUUAAGAGAGAAUUGAUGGUCCCACAUCUUAUUGAAACCUGCCUUACUUUGCUAUUUUUGCUAGCUGUUGAGGAUUUAUAUAUAGUAUGUACUUGGGACCAAAAAUGAAUGGAGAGUUAAACAAUCAAGUGUUUUGGGACCAUAUUGACCAGUACUGCCCUAAAACUUCCUGGUCUGAUGAUUCAAUGUAUAGUUAGAUUGGUGGAUUAUCUAAGUCAAGCCAACACUAAUCAAAUGUCCCAACAUGAAAGGCCUCUUGCCUUUCUGUCCUUUUGUUUGGUUUUUACUCUUUGGGAAAUGGGCAACGCACUGUGUUCUCAGAAAGGGCAUGUUUACAGUAAGUGUUCAGUUGCAUUCCAGGGAUACAUGAUAUGGUAGUGCAUGGGUAUUUGUGGAGUUUUCUUUUAUAUUAUCAAGACUUACAAUAGUUUUUUUUAAUUGGCUAAAUUGAAAAGUUGUUUUGUGGCCAGCAAUAUCUGUUUAAUUACUUUUGUUUAUGAAAUGUGUUCCACCACUCAUUGCUACGAAUAUUAAUUAUUUUUGGUCAGAAAAUAUGCAUAUUAGGCUACCGCUUCACAUGACCAAAAAUACAGACUGUGUAACAUGUAAAAAUAACAUAUUUCUGUACCAAAUAUUUAAUGACUCUUAGUUUUUGUGUUUAAGAGGCAAAGUUGUCCAUUUGACUGAUGAGAUUUAAGAAGGUGACUAAUUCCUUUGCCAGUUCUACAUUUCAACACAAAAUGACCUCUCAAAGUUAUUGAAAUAGUUUUAUACAAGAGUUUUCCAAAUAAAUAUUUUUAUUGCUAAAUUUAUAUUCUACAUUUUAUCCCAUUCUCAACACACACAUCCAUACAUUUAUAUUACAUUUUCAGUUUUACUGUGAUUAAUCAUGGCAUAUAAUACUGCAACAGCAAGACACAUUUUAAUAUUUUGUAUUUUAGGCAGUAGAAAGUCCACCUACUGGAUGAUGCAUUAUGGGCACAUGCUCUCUUUCUCAUUUCUCUAUAUUUUAUGGUUAUUUAUUCUGAGAAAUCUUUAAAUUAGCUUUGGAAGUGUUAAACUUUCCCAUAUAUGUUGUUUCAUGUGUGCCAAAGACUAAACUUGGUCUUGGGGUUUAAGUUCUUUUAGUGCUUUUGCCCAUUGUUCAAAAUAUUUUUGCUAUUAAAUAAAUGUCAUUGUU